ACUCCCAGCUGUGUGUCAUCAGCCAGGUACCGGCGUGGGUCUCCCUUGUCACACUGGAAACUACUUCUACUAUUGCUUCUGUCUUUAUUAAAGGAUAGCUAACAGCACGGGGAAUUGGGUCAAAAUGACGGAACGAAAAGGAACAGCGAAGUUGGACUUCUUAAGAAAGAUUGAGCAAGAGAUCCAGGAGAAAUGGGAAAAGGAGAAGGCAUUUGAGAUAGAUGCACCGACUACAGUUGGGGAAAGCACAAACAAGAACAAGUACUUUGUCACAUUCCCCUACCCAUACAUGAAUGGCCGAUUGCACCUGGGCCACACGUUCAGUCUGUCAAAGUGUGAGUUUGGUGUUGGAUACCAGUCCCUGAAAGGAAAGAAAUGCCUCUUCCCUUUUGGGCUUCACUGCACAGGAAUGCCAAUCAAAGCCUGUGCAGACAAACUGAAGAGAGAGAUGGAGCUGUACGGAAACCCUCCACAGUUUCCGGACGAGGAUGAAGAAGAGAAAGAGAAGCCACAGACUUUUUCUGAUGAAAUCAUCAUCAAGGACAAAGCAAAGGGAAAGAAGAGUAAAGCUGUCGCAAAAUCGGGAUCCUCCACUUUCCAGUGGGACAUUAUGAGAUCUUUGGGCCUUAAUGACAAGGAGAUUUCCAAGUUCGCUCAUGCUGAACACUGGCUCGAGUACUUCCCUCCUCUGGCCAUCAAAGACCUCAAACAGAUGGGCGUCAAGGUGGACUGGAGGCGUUCAUUCAUCACCACGGAUGUUAACCCCUUUUAUGACUCUUUCGUCAGGUGGCAGUUUGUCACACUGAAGGAGAGAAAAAAGAUCAAGUUUGGCAAAAGGUACACCAUCUACUCCCCCAAGGACGGACAGCCAUGCAUGGACCAUGACAGGCAAACAGGAGAGGGAGUCGGACCUCAGGAGUACACGCUUAUCAAGAUGAAAAUGGUUGAACCGUACACCGCAAAAUUCAAGUCCAAAGUCUUUUACAGCAGUGGCAUGAAGGGCAAAAACAUCUUCCUGGUGGCUGCUACAAUGAGACCAGAGACUAUGUUCGGUCAGACCAACUGCUGGGUGAGGCCCGACAUGAAGUAUAUCGCCUUCGAGACGACCAGUGGAGACAUCUUCAUCUGUACCAGUAGGUCUGCCAGGAACAUGUCGUACCAGGGCUUCACCAAAGAGAACGGAGUGGUUCCAGUGGUCAUGGAAAUACUGGGACAGGACAUCCUCGGCUGUGCCCUUAGUGCUCCCUUGACCUCCUAUAAGAUCAUUUAUGCUCUGCCCAUGCUCACCAUCAAGGAGGACAAAGGUACUGGGGUUGUCACCAGUGUACCUUCUGAUUCUCCCGAUGACAUCGCUGCUCUCAGAGACAUCAAAAAGAAACAGGCUCUGCGGGAGAAGUACGGCAUUGAGGACAAGAUGGUGUUGCCUUUUGAGCCGGUCCCUAUCAUCGAGAUCCCAGGCUACGGGAAUCUCUCUGCUCCUCUGGUGUGCGAUGAGCUGAAGAUCCAGAGCCAGAAUGACAAGGAGAAGCUGGCUGAGGCCAAGGAGAAAGUCUACCUUAAAGGAUUUUAUGAAGGGAUCAUGUUGGUCAACGGCUUCAAGGGCCAGAAGGUCCAGGAUGUCAAAAAACCCAUCCAGAAGAUGAUGGUUGAGAGGGGUGAGGCCAUGGUCUACAUGGAGCCAGAAAAACAGGUCAUGUCCCGCUCAGCUGAUGAGUGUGUGGUGGCUCUCUGUGACCAGUGGUAUUUGGACUAUGGGGAUGCAGAGUGGAAGCAGAAGGCACAUGAAGCCCUAAAGCCUUUGGAGACAUUUUGCGAGGAGACCAGGAGAAACUUUGAGGCUACUCUGGCGUGGCUGCAGGAACAUGCCUGCUCUCGUACCUACGGACUAGGGACUCGGCUGCCUUGGGACGAGCAGUGGCUGAUUGAGUCACUAUCAGACUCCACCAUCUACAUGGCUUACUACACUGUAGCACACCUCCUCCAGGGAGGCGUGCUCAACGGGCAGGGAGCUUCACCACUGGGCAUCAAGCCGGAGCAGAUGACCAGAGAGGUGUGGGACUUUAUCUUCUUUAAGACUUCUCCUUUCCCAAAGACCGAUAUCCCUAAAGAGCAUCUGCAGAGGCUGAGGAGAGAGUUUGAGUACUGGUACCCUGUCGAUGUCCGUGUGUCGGGCAAAGACCUGGUGCCAAACCACCUGUCCUACUACCUUUACAACCAUGUGGCUAUGUGGCCCAAAGACAGUGGGAAAUGGCCACAGGCAGUGCGAGCCAAUGGCCAUCUGCUCCUGAACUCUGAUAAGAUGUCUAAAUCAACUGGAAACUUCCUCACUCUCACCGAGGCCAUUCAGAAGUUUUCAGCAGAUGGUAUGCGUCUUGCUCUGGCCGAUGCAGGAGACACAGUGGAGGACGCCAACUUUGUUGAGACUAUGGCUGACGCUGGAAUCCUCCGCCUUUACACCUGGGUGGAGUGGGUGAAGGAGAUGAUUGCCAACCAGAACAACCUGAGGACGGGACCUGCAGACACUAUUAAUGAUCGGGUCUUUGCCAGCGAAAUGAAUGCAGGCAUCUUAAAGACGGAGCAGCACUAUGACAGAAUGAUGUACAAAGAGGCUCUCAAGAGUGGCUUCUUUGAGUUCCAGGCAGCCAAAGAUAAGUAUCGUGAGCUGGCUAUCGAGGGCAUGCACAGAGAGCUCGUCUUCCAGUUCAUUGAGAAACAAACUCUGCUAUUAGCGCCCAUCUGCCCACACCUCUGUGAAUACACCUGGAGUCUGCUCGGAAAGGCUGGUUCUCUGAGGAAGGCAUCAUGGCCUGUGGCGGGUCCAGUUGAUGAGAUUCUGAUCCGUUCCUCCCAGUACCUGAUGGAGACGGCGCACGACCUCCGUCUGAGGUUCAAAGCUUACAUGCAGCCUCCCAAAAACAAAAAAGGUGACUCAAAACCCCCAGCCAAGCCCUCCCACUGCACCAUCUAUGUUGCCAAGAGUUACCCUCCAUGGCAGCACAGUACCUUAUCCCUGCUCGGGAAGCACUACAAGAGCAACAACGGGGCCCUUCCAGACAACAAAGUGAUAGCAAACGAGUUGGGAGCCCUUCCAGAACUCAAGAAGUACAUGAAGAGAGUCAUGCCUUUUGUGGCUAUGAUAAAGGAGAACCUGGAGAAGAAUGGCCCCAGGGUCUUGGAUCUGGAGCUGGAGUUUGAUGAGCGGGCAGUUCUGAUGGAGAACCUGGUCUACUUGACCAACUCUCUAGAGCUGGAACAGAUAGACGUCCUGUUUGCAUCUGAGGCUGACGACAAAGUGAAGGAGGACUGUUGCCCAGGGAAACCAUUCAGUGUGUUCAGAACAGAGCCUGGAGUGAGUGUUUCCCUGGUCAACCCACAGCCAGCCAAUGGCCUGUUUUCCACAAAUGUUGACAUCCGCCAGGGAGACAGCAGAGACAGCGUCGUCCGGAGGCUCGCCAAGGUCAACAGACUCAUCAAAGAUCUGUCCAGAGUGAAGCUGAUGAGGUACGAGGACCCAGUGCUGGGGCCUCGCCGGGUGCCCGUCCUGGGACAUGAAGAACGGGGCAAACUGCAGAUUUCCACCAAAUCUGUGUUCAAUGUCAAUCUAGAGGAGAAGAAGGUCACUCUGGCUGACAACGGCCUCAGUGUGGACAUCGGGGACACCCUGGUUUAUCUCGUCCAAUAGAGAAACAUUCACUCUCACAAGAACUAACACACAAAGGCACAUGGGGACACAUUCAGUAGUGAAUCCUCUGUGAAAGGUUUUAACUCAUCAUGAAAUGUUACAACAAAGUGGAUUGUUUUUGACAAAAAAAAGCCAUAAAACAAUGACUCAAACGUAUUAUGUUUUUUGUUGUAAUUUGUGUUUCUGAAUGACAACAUUUGCUCUCUGACUUUGCAUAGUGUUAUAUUUCAGAAACACACGUUGUUGUUUUUGUUUUGUUGACUUUCACUGCUGAAUGUGAUCUAGGGGAAUAUUUGAGCUAAUGGGACCUAAAAAGUUUGCAUUUAUCUUCCAUUUAAACAUUAAAUUGCAGUACAUUCAGCUAUGGUCUUAAAGAAAUUGAGAUGAUUCAAGGUUUUAUUAUGGUAUUAUUCUAAGGCAACUGGGUCUAAUACAUUUCUUUAAUAGUUUGGGGGAAAAUUACAACUUUAAAAAUUAUCCAAAAUAUCUGUAGGAUUUGGGUUUGCGACAUUACAACCGAUUUAAUGUUCUAUUCUUGUCUUUGUCAUCUAUCGUUUAAUUUUUGUCAUUUGUCUCCAUGUGUCGCUUGUCUUCUGUCAUAUAAUUCACAAUAAAUAAGCAACUAUCUGUCAAAGAGGCUUUGGAAUAAAGAUUUGUUUUUUUCUUCAAACGACAAACAUUUUCUGUCCUUCUUUGCUGGCCUCCCUUUUUUUUUAUGCAUUUCUCUUGCAUUUCUGUUGUUUUCAUUUAGAUGAUAUUGCGUCUGCUGUGUUGUUACAACAUUGAAGGUGAAGCAUAUGGUUCCCUUAUGUUUUCUUAGCCUGUCAGACUGCUUUCCAAUUUUCUGUCUAUGUAUGAUUCUUGUCUGACUUGUGUUUUUGCCAGAGAAAUAAUAAAAACAGAUGAAAUACUC
Labrus bergylta (ballan wrasse) is the source of this 4595-nucleotide messenger RNA. RefSeq names its product leucyl-tRNA synthetase 1 (gene lars1). Gene Ontology annotation, molecular function: aminoacyl-tRNA deacylase activity; ATP binding; leucine-tRNA ligase activity. NCBI's taxonomy places the organism in Eukaryota, Metazoa, Chordata, Actinopteri, Labriformes, Labridae. Gene Ontology annotation, biological process: leucyl-tRNA aminoacylation. The record is from RefSeq and is a predicted model, not a curated record.